Molecule: messenger RNA, 4221 nt
Organism: Pangasianodon hypophthalmus (striped catfish)
Lineage: Eukaryota; Metazoa; Chordata; Actinopteri; Siluriformes; Pangasiidae
Gene: tspan7
Product: tetraspanin 7b
Exons: 8
Coding region: 81-830 (249 amino acids)
Cellular component (GO): membrane
Source: RefSeq, a predicted model, not a curated record
UCGAGAGCGGCAGCGCUGAGAGAGGCCGCGGCUCGCGCCGGAGAACGAGAGCAGCGCGCGCACCGCCCGUUCGCUGUAGUAUGGCAUCGAGGAGAAUGGAGACCAAACCCGUGAUAACGUGUCUGAAAACCCUGCUCAUCGUCUACUCCUUCGUGUUCUGGAUCACGGGGGCCAUCCUCCUCGCUGUGGGACUAUGGGGGAAGUUCAUGCUCGGGCCGUACAUCUCCCUGAUCGCUGAGAACUCCACCAACGCACCGUACGUCCUCAUCGGCACCGGAACCACCAUCAUCGUCUUCGGGCUGUUCGGCUGCUUCGCUACCUGCAGGGGAAGCCCAUGGAUGCUCAAACUGUAUGCGAUGUUCCUCUCGCUAGUGUUCUUGGCUGAGCUGGUGGCUGGCAUCUCUGGGUUUGUUUUCCGUCACGAGAUUAAAGGCACAUUCUUGAGGACCUAUAACGAGGCCGUGCUGAACUACAAUGCGCAGGAUGAGAGGAGUCUGGCUGUGGAUAACGUGCAGAGGAGUCUGCGUUGCUGUGGUGUGUUGAACUACACGAGCUGGUUCAACAGUGUUUAUUUCCCCACUAACGGAAUUCCCCCCAGCUGCUGCGCCAACAUUUCCGACUGCAACUCCUCAGACCUGCGCAACGCCACCAUAGCGGCUAGCAAAGUGCACCAGCAGGGCUGUUAUGAGCUGGUGACUUCCUUCAUUGAGACUAACAUGGGCAUCAUCGCCGGAGUGACGUUCGGCAUCGCCUUCUCACAGCUCAUCGGGAUGCUGCUGGCAUGUUGUCUGUCCCGGUUUAUCACGGCUAAUCAGUACGAGAUGGUGUAGCAGAGUGGCCGUAGGAAGCUGUGAAGAGGGCAUAACGUCAUUUCGAAGACCUGGGAAGGAAACCCAAGAUACUAGCACACUCCAUUCUUCUUCUUCUUCUUCUUCUUCUCUUCUUCUACCUUUCUUUUGUCCUUCCUUUUUCCUCUGCCUCGCUCUGUCCUGGUAGUGUAUCAUUCCUAACUGUGCAUUUUGUGUGCCAGCUUCUCUUUCAGAAAUCCUUAACUUUACUCCACACACACACACACACACACACACACCGCUCUGUACAAAGCCAUGCAUGCUGAAGCAGUUCCACUUAAACCCAACCUGCGUUUUUAUCCAUUAACCGAACUCUAAUUGACGUCAGUGCGUCGUAGCUAUAGUUCUUUGUCUGAUACAGUUUUAAGGAAAAAUAAAUAUAAAUAAAUAUGAUGAAAGUAAUACUAGUUUUUUUCAUUGUCGUCGUUGCUGUACGUACGCUGUAGUGACGUCUUCGGAGGAGAAAGGUUACGUUUCGUUCGGUUCGCUUUUUCUCGAUCUUGCUGCCAUUUUCCGAGUGCCAUUUUUUUAAAUCCCGCCGGAGCUGUACAGAGUUUUUGUGCUCGUCCUGUCUAUCCGAUGCGGCUGUAGCUAGUUUAUACUAGCGGGAUGAUGACAUACGAAGGUAUAACGUGAUAAGGAAAUACGAAGUGGUUAUAUCGUUAACGUUACGCUAUAACGAUAUAGAUGACGAAGCUUGUUCUUUCAGUCCGAGAUCACUGCAGUAAAUAACGGGAAGAAAUACUGAAACUGCUGAAAGCGGAAAUAAGGAAAUAAGGAGAUCAUACUGAUAAAUAUUAGAUGCAAAAACAUUAUUUCCUUUAAAAUAUUGAAAGUUUUGCACCAACGUAUGAGAGGAAAAUCAGACGUAACAUCUACACAGGUCUUAUAAUGUUGUGAUAUUCUGUGAUAUUGGAUUGUACGAUUAACAUACAGUGAAUUUCGCCCACAGUUUUAGCCCUAAAUUUGUAAUAUUUUGUAUGAAAUUGAUCUUAUUUGUAUUAAAUCUGACAACGUUUUUGUCAUUCUAAUGCCAAACCCAUAUUUUUAUGCAAAAGAAUUUAUUUUAGUAACUAAGCUAGCAUGCAAAGAUAGCUAGUUUUAGUAACUAAGAUAGCAUGCAAAGAUGGCUAGUUUUACUAACUAAGCUAGCAUGCAAGAUGGCUAGUUUUACUAACUAAGCUAGCAUGCAGAGAUAGCUAGAUUAGCAACUGACAUAUGCUAGUUUGCCUGCCGAGUUAGCUAGAGAGCUCAACAUCCACCCACAUUUUCCGUUCCGAAGUGUUUAAAGUGUCCAAACUGCGAGAUGAAUCACAACCUCAUGAAAAUGAUUCCUAAGCAAAAGAAAUUUAAAAAAAAAAAGGCAAGGCUGUAUGCAUAUUGUCUUUAAUGAGAAGAAGGAACUACUGUUCCCAUAAUGCAUUGCGAAUGCGAAUUAUGUCACCGAAUUGUUUUUUUCGUUUACUUUUCACAAAAAGAGAGCUUUUUAACAAAAAUGGCAUUCCAAUCCCGCAAUCCAAGAUAGCGUGGCGUCGAUACAUACUCCACAUCUCCAUGGAUACGGUAACAUCUCUGAGUGGUGGAAUUCUGGGUAAUGUGGUACAGACACAAUGCUUUGAUGAUUAAAUGCUAUUUUGUUAAAAUUUUUGUUGAAAUUUGACUGACUUAAGGCUUCGACAGGAGCGUAUACUGUCGUUUUAACAGUCUUGUAGCUUGCGGUAAGUCGAUCUUAUCAGGUUUAAAAAUGAUCGCAAAUUCUGUAGGGGGAAAUUUUGUAUUUUUUUUUUUAUUCUUUACUUCCAGAAACUCAGUUGAGUUUGAAGGAGUUCAUUCUAGCUAGCUGACUAGCUGAUGAAGCUUUAUCCAAGUGGAAAUGUAUCGAUUAAACAAAACAGUUCCACAUAGUAACCUUACUCAAAAUUUCUGUUAUUAGGAUAUUAAUUUUUUUAAAGCUAUAUAUCCAUAUAUACACUUCGGAGAGAAGCGUAUCGGAAUCAAAAUUUCACUCUUAAAACGAGCAAAUCAAAGACGAGCAUUGCGUGCGAGAAUUUCACUUCGAGCGUACGUUAAUCGAGUUUAGUCCGCGUACUGCGUACACAUUAUAGCACGUGGUAUAUAACGUUAAUGUCGUAUCACAGAACGGUUUCCGAAACACUGGAUGUGUGUUAACAACAGAAAUUACAUCUUAGUAAGAAAAGUUACUUUGUUAAGAUGACGGAGAGGAUUAAAAUUAGCGGUCGAAGUUUCAUGUGAGUCUUAAUUCAUAUGAAGCUCAAGGACCCGGACAUUUUGUGUGCAUCAGGUGAAGAAGAAGAACAGGAACUGAAAUGUGUUCUAACAGCUCGAUGAUCUCUCGGUGCCUGAUUAGCGGUUUUCUGAAAUAUUUGCAGAUAUUUCUGUCUCGCUAAUCUCUGAUAAUCGGCUCGGAUCAUGUGACGUGUUAGCCAAGCUGUCACGUGUCUGGAUUCUUUUGAGGCAUUGAUUUGCAAUAUUGAAUCAGUCAUGAGAAUGAAAUCAUCAUGUGACUGUUUUAGUAAUAAAUAAAUAAAUAAAUGGACGCCAGUGAGUUUUCUUGGACAGACGACAGCAAAACUGUUGAGGUUUUUUUCUGUUAGGUAAGUCUACUUAAACAAAAACUAAAAUUAUUCGCUUUCUAGUACGCAAAUAUGCUAGUUAGCUACUGAGCAACUAACAAACUAGUUAACAAGUUAGCAAAGCUAGCUAGCCUGCUAGGUCAGUUUGGGAUUUUCAUUCUGACAAAAACUAGGAACUAAUUUUAGUCACAUUUUAGAGCACAAAUACGCUAGUGAGCAGAUGUGGCUAGUUAAAAGGUUAGCUAAGCUAGCUUGGCUAAUGGUUGUGUGUUUAGAAAGUUUGCUAAACUUACUCAAAAUGUUUUCCCUUUAAGAAACAAAAUUUAGAAGUGUUUUUACAGGAACGGAGAGCGGCUGUGAUCUCGGACUGAGCUGUGGCGUGUGGUGAAGUUCAGGCUGCUAGCUCCAUAUUUAAAUCUGUGUUUGUGACAUUUUGGGUUUUGUUUUGAUAUUCUUUAUCGUUUUAUUAAGAUUAAUAUGACUAUGUAAUGACUUGUGUUCUAUAAUGAAUUAUGCUUUUACAGCUUCCCCUAGUUUCAGUGACUCAUUCAGUAUUAAUUAGUGGAUAAACGCGAUAAAUAGUCUGUGAAUACGCAACAAACGGAUCAAACCGCGUGAUCCAAAACCGGACGAGUGUACGGAUAUUGACACUUUGUAUAAUAAAAAUGUAACUUUUUAAAAACGCAUCACCAGCUAGCAUGUGAGCAAAAAUGUCUGUUGGUAUUGUAAACAACUGUGAUAUCUGUUAAUAAAAAUGGUUAUUUCAUCGUUAACAGUUA